GCUCUUAAGAGAUAGUUCUAGUGUCAAUAUGAAGGAUAUAUUAAUAAUUAUUCUAAGUUUCAAUUGUAUCAAGUUGGAUAUAUUAUUGCCUAUUCAUACCAUCUUAAUUGAUGAUAUUAUUCAGAUAGAGAAUGUAUAUGAUAUCAUGUUAAAGGAGAAAAUCUUGAGUCAUAAAGCUGAAAUUGCUAUAGAUAUUAUCAGUCACAUGCCUUCUUUUAUAUUAAUGUUUGUAUAA
Molecule: messenger RNA, 235 nt
Organism: Funneliformis caledonium
Lineage: Eukaryota; Fungi; Glomeromycota; Glomeromycetes; Glomerales; Glomeraceae
Source: the annotation of a GenBank genome assembly